Rangifer tarandus platyrhynchus (Svalbard reindeer) is the source of this 477-nucleotide messenger RNA. Lineage: Eukaryota; Metazoa; Chordata; Mammalia; Artiodactyla; Cervidae. The record is from the annotation of a GenBank genome assembly.
AUGACUGUAGUAGGCGGCACUGAGAGAAAGGGACCGUAUGAAUGCAGCCACACUGAAUCCUGGAAGGCAGAGACACAGGAAUCAGAGCUGGGAGGCCUGGUUAAUGAGGAGGUCACCAAUGCAGUCCCCAGAGGCCAGGCUGCCUGGAGAAGCUCGCAGCAGCCCCAUUCAGUGAAGUACUGUUCUCUUAAGCCGGUGGCAUGGGAGCAAAUCGUUGGCGGCCUGGUGAACGGGAGCAGCCCAUUGAGGCUGGAGGUGAGGGCAUCGCAUCUCUGCUUCCACUGUCAGCUCUGCAGUGAUUUCUGUGGCUGUGGGAACAGCAUGUGGGUGACAGCGUGCUGCUGGCUAGAGCUGGUGGUGAAUGUUGACCCUAGAGAAGCUGAGAGAAAUGGGGGAGAAUACUGCUUGUCACUCAGCUGCCACAAGUCAGAGCAGUCUGAUACCAUCUCUGAACAGUUGACAGCCUCCUCUGGAUGA